GCCUAGAAGAUGGCAGAUCCAGUUCGAGGGCAGAAAGCUGUCUAUGUCGUGGAAUCGAGAGUCGACAAUGGCCCCCUGUUGAACACAGGCUCUGACAACGGCAGUGCGCCGUCUCAAGAUCCCAGGCACUCCAGAAGUGCGCGGCGGCUGUCUUCUUUAGGAGUUAUUGGAGAAGGCUUGCUAGAUUUGCUCAUCGCCAUCUGCUGCGCCUAUUUCAUUGUCUUCGCCGCUCUUGUCUAUAGUAGGCGCAACCAGCCUCUCGAUCGACCAGGAAAUCGGGACUUGCUUGAAGCGGCUAAAUAUACUCCCACCAUCUUCCCCAUCUUAUUUUCUGCAGUCGUGGCCAAAUUUCUCAGAGCCAUUGCAGCGAUCAAACUCGAGAAUGGCACCUCUGUACUCGCACUCGAAUAUCUCCUGCAGAGCCGUACCGUCUUCAGCACAUUCACAGCUCCAAUUACGUUGAAGACCAUUAACGCUCUGACCCCCUUUCUCUUCCUCCUCUGGGCACUCUCGCCUCUGGGAGGCCAAGCCGGGCUACGUGUUAUAUCUACCCAAGAAUCCUUUUCGAACUCGACCCAGAACUUUACGUAUCUCGCCUUUGUAUCGGAAUUCAGCAACGAAGGCGUCAAUUCGGCCUCGGCGGAACCGCUCAUCCCGAUUAAUGCUCUCUUCACCGCUGCUAUCAUCGGCUCGGCGAACACAAAGGCUCUGCCUCAAGACCAAUUCAGCAACGUCAAAAUACCCAUCUACGAAAGUCUAUCUCCCGAGGAUGGCUCAGAUUGGAGAUCCGUGCCGGAUUCUAGUGACGUCGAAUGGAGUUCUCUCACCGGACUGCCCAUUCAAAACCUCCCUUCAGUGGGAGUGUCGCGCUUUACAAUGAACACUGGCUAUAUGGUCACAAGCUGCAACGUAUCAGGCCACAAUUGGUCUGACGGAUACAGACAGAGUCUUGAGCAAUUUCCAGGCUGGAGUGGUGCGAACUACGCCCUCACUCCAAACAGCUUCAACACAUUUGCUGUAACUAACUUUACUUUCCGGUCCCUUGACUUAUACAGCGACACUUCGUCCGAGGGGGAAGUUCUCACCGUUGCAAACUGCACCGUAGGCAUGAGUUACGUGGAGGUGCAAAUCAAAUGCGACGGUCAAACCUGUCAAAGCGUUGCAGUCCGACCCUCCAAAAAUCCUGCCUCCCACCAACCCAACCACAGCUACAGUUCCCUCAGUGUGACCGAUUGGACACCGAUCAAUGGCCUCGGCCAAACCGAUCUCUUUUACCUGGCAUUUUUCCCAGACUUCACCAACGCCACCAACCCGACAGUGGGUUGCGAUACAUCGUUCUGUCCCCCCAGCGCCAUAGAAGCAUACUUGGCGGAUCCGGCAAAUACUCUGUUGCAGACCUCCACCACCAAGCUCUGGAAACUCGGGGACGACAUAAUCUCCAAGCGGUUCACGCAACUCAUCAACACCUACUGGAUUGACAGCAUCGCACCCUCCGCGGUGUCGGGGAACUUCACCGUGCCGCAAGGCGACUCGCUGCUGACCUACAACACGGACAGUAACCUUGGCACAAUCACAACCAGUCAGAUUGUCGUCAAGUGCGAUUACAGGUGGCUGGCGAUUAUGCUUGUGUGUUCACUUGCGCUGUUUGUCAUCGGACUGGUCACAGUCGUGCUGACGGCGUGUCGCCGCGGGCCUGACCUGCUAGACAAAUUCAGCUCGCUUCUAAGGGACAACCCAUACGCCAAUAUUCCUCAUAAUUCAUCGAUGGAGAACGCUGCGGAUCAAUCGAGGCGGUUGGGAGAUCUGAUAGUUCGGCUCGGCGAUGUUCGCCCCGAGGAGGAUCUUGGAUAUGUUGCGAUAGGAGUCCUUGAUGGCAAUCAUACAGUGCAGAAGCUAAGUAGGAGGAGGAUGUAUGCUUAAUCAGGAGGCGUACUCUGUAAUUUAAACAGUACCUAGUUUCGAAGCUUAUCCCGUCGAGGUCUUUUGGCCAGACUCGGUUCGAAGAUCUAGUCCGAAGGGCUGGGCUAUUUGGUAUAAACGCCCCGUCUUGGUUCACCUGGUC
Messenger RNA from Cladophialophora immunda, 2062 nucleotides. RefSeq lists its product as uncharacterized. The coding region runs from base 10 to 1920 and encodes 636 amino acids. Lineage: Eukaryota; Fungi; Ascomycota; Eurotiomycetes; Chaetothyriales; Herpotrichiellaceae. The record is from RefSeq and is a predicted model, not a curated record. The transcript is spliced from 2 exons.